Xyrauchen texanus (razorback sucker) is the source of this 2462-nucleotide messenger RNA. RefSeq names its product ephrin-A3-like. The transcript is spliced from 5 exons. NCBI's taxonomy places the organism in Eukaryota, Metazoa, Chordata, Actinopteri, Cypriniformes, Catostomidae. The record is from RefSeq and is a predicted model, not a curated record. Bases 521 to 1189 code for a protein of 222 amino acids. Gene Ontology annotation, molecular function: ephrin receptor binding. Gene Ontology annotation, cellular component: plasma membrane. Gene Ontology annotation, biological process: axon guidance; ephrin receptor signaling pathway.
CUUACUGUUCUUAUUACUGUUUGACAUAAUGACUGCGCUUCGUCAAGAAACGCAACUAAAAGCAUAGAGGGAUGAGGGAGAAGCUCACACAAGUUCACUCGCUGUUGUGUAUCGUUCUCUACACUUUUUUAGUCGUUUUUGUGUCUUUUUUCACCAGUCGACCGCACGUCGCCUAACCAAAGAGACCCCUGCUAUUGCUCGUCGACAUUUUUUGUUUUCUUGUAGACUAUUUUAGUUCAUAACGGAAUUAUUUUCUAACUUGUUUUGGUGAAUUCCAACAGGAUGCCUUGGAUGAGUGUCUCUCUUAUGGAGUUACAUUCGGGAAUGCGCAAAGAUCUGUGACUAUAAACUCACCACACUGUGGCACGGCUUCGCGAUAUAAACGCUUUGCGACCGUCUGUCUACUUGCUGAGUCGCAGGAAUGUUGUAAAGUACUGUUCGUUUAACGCAGGACUGGGGGACAGAAGAAGGUGAAGAGACUCAACGGGCGUCGGGUGCGCGGGAAAGCGGGAAUAUUAUAAUGGCGCUCGCGGCGGUUUCCCUCUAUCUCCUCGCGCUCGUCUGGACGAACUUGCGCCCGGUCCACGGGAACAACCGCCACGCCGUGUACUGGAACAGCUCAAACAUACAUUUGCGGAGAGAAGGCUACACCGUACAGGUCAGCGUUAACGACUACCUUGACAUCUACUGUCCACAUUAUAACCAGAGCCAACGGGGGGCGCUGGAGCGUGUCGUGGCUGAGCAAUACAUUCUCUACAUGGUCAGUUACCGAGGCUACCGCACCUGCGACCCACAGAUGGGCUUCAAACGCUGGGAGUGUAACCGACCACACGCCCCCCACGCGCCAAUAAAAUUCUCAGAGAAAUUCCAGCGUUACAGCGCUUUCUCGCUAGGCUACGAAUUCAAUGUGGGUCACGAGUACUAUUAUAUAUCCACACCAAUCCAUCACCAUGGACACAGCUGUUUAAGACUGCGGGUAUUUGUCUGCUGUUCUACAGUCUCUAAUGCAGAUGAUGACUCAAACCCAAGCCCUCCUGACUACACUGUCAGACCAAAACUGCAUGACAUUGAUGAGUUUAACCCCGAGAUCCCCAAACUGGAGAAGAGCGUGAGUGGCAGCAGUCCAUCUGGAGACCGACUGUUAAUCACUGUGGCGACGCUCCUCCUCGCUGCUCUCCUCGUGUCCUAGCAACCGUCUCCCUCACUUACAUUUCUGCGCCAGCAGGUCCAACGCUCCAAAACGAUCGCCUUCCAUUCAAUUUGUGCGGGAGAAUAUUCAAUCAGAACAGAUUAACCAGUAGUUGAGCCCUAACACAGGAGCUAAUUGUAGACCUACCACACCCAAUCAGUGGCCUUUGUCUCCACAAUUUUGAUACACACUAAAAUGGAACUGAGGAAAAAGGACAACAUGCUUGUCAAAGCAUUGAUUUCAGAAUUUGCCUUUGUGAUGGUAUGUCUGCACUAACUCCUCAAAAAUACUGGAGGAAAACAAGGUCAGCAAGACAGUGAGGUCUCCCUACCUCCAGCUACACCCUCUCUUGUGUUAAAGAACCCAUCCAGACCGGGACAGCUUUUGUGGUGGAUACUCUGAGAUCGAUAUGAACCAAAAUGGAUUUGACAACCAUUGCAAAGUGCUCAGUCCUCAUCGUAUGGAUCUUGGUGAAGUGACUCAAAGAUUGGUGGAGGCGUCUGAUCCUGUCUUAUGUUGCACCCUAUACCUUUGUGACUGCAACGGGUGUCAGUCAUUGAUAGUGUUGCAGAGAGAUAUCACAAACAUCCCUCAAAGAUCAAUAAAACUAAUUUGUCAGUCACUAAGUUCAGGUGUUACACUUAUAAAUCGAUCACAGAAAGGCACAGCUGCUACUUCUGCUAGUUGUUGGGCUGAUGUUGUGUCUGUAAGCUGUAUUAAUAACACAGUUUACAUGUAGUUUCCUAGUUCCAUUCCUGAACUUGGAAACUAGAGGCACAUUAUUGUAUAAGCCAGACCAUCACUUUUGUACGGUAUAUAUUGGAUGGUCAAAAUAGUUUGGUCUUCAUUACAGUGUCUCACACAAGCUUGUGUGUUACAACCUAAUAAAGGGAAUUAAGACAGGCCGAAUUAUAAGUGUAGAUUAUAUUACGUUAUUUUGUUUCUUGUAUUAUGUGUGUUAUCACGGAAAGGUACCGUUCAGUGAUUGGUCUGUGGCUAAAGGAGGCAUAGUGGAAUUUUUUGUAAGAGGGGUAGAGUGGCAAACUGCAGUUCACUGUUUUAUAUUAAGGAAUUGCAGUGCAGAAUUAGUUUUUACUGUACCUCAAAUAUUUAACAACUGCUCUUUGAGUAAGUAACUUUAUAUACUUAAUUUAUUGAGUUAUUUAUUGAUCAUUUGAUCAUUUUUGAAACUUUGUGAGUUUUCGUCUGCUUUCUUUAGGGAUCUUCCUUCGUCUUUGCAAAUGCCAAAUUAUUUUGUUUGUUUUAUGUUUGU